Molecule: messenger RNA, 3456 nt
Organism: Endocarpon pusillum Z07020
Lineage: Eukaryota; Fungi; Ascomycota; Eurotiomycetes; Verrucariales; Verrucariaceae
Exons: 7
Coding region: 1-3456 (1151 amino acids)
Biological process (GO): mitochondrial respiratory chain complex III assembly
Cellular component (GO): mitochondrial inner membrane
Molecular function (GO): iron ion binding; monooxygenase activity; heme binding
Source: RefSeq, a predicted model, not a curated record
AUGGCACAAACAACACGCAAGACUACGAUCCGAAGGUUUCAGCUACUUCACCUGAGAACAAGGCGGUUUAUUCACAAUAGGUCUCCUUCAACAGCCGAACAAAAAAUAUGGACUCGUUCAUCCGCCAUCACCUUAGCAGCUGCAGCUGGGAUUGCUAUGCUCUAUUCAUCCUCCGGGCUUCGACAAGCCAGUGCCGAAGUCGCUCCUACAUCAGUCGAGAUGACCAUUGAGAAGUCGAAAAGGAAGACGGGUGCAUCCAAAGAGGAGAACAGAGAUCUUAUGAGCUCUCAACAUCUGCAGGUCAAAAGGAGUUGGGAAAAUCCAGGACUCUAUGCAUGGGGCUCCAACACUGGCAAAGUAGCUGCACCAGAUUCAGAAGAGAUCUAUGUGAAAACACCACGAAGGAUUCCGUACUUCAAUGACAUCCUUUUGCGAGAUGUUAAGCUUGAUCGAAAUUUUGGGGCUGCGAUCAAAGAGAACGGAGAUUUAGUCCAAUGGGGUAAAGGAUAUUCUGAGGAACAACCUCAACCCGCUGUCACCCUCAGAGGUAAGGAUCUCAAAUCCAUUGCUAUCUCAAGAGAUAGGAUUGUCGGCCUCUCCAAAAAUGGAUCUGUAUAUUCGAUUCCGGUGUCACGGAUGGAUCAAGAAGCAGGACCGAAGCCUUCGGAGGCUUCGUGGAUUCCGUUUUGGAACGGUCAUUCCAAUAUUAGUUAUCGCAAAAUGAAGCCAAAAGACCUGUCUUACAACGAGAAGGUCACCGCCAUUAGUGGAGGCCUUGAACAUGUACUUCUCCUUACAAACACAGGUCGAGUCUUCUCUGCGGCAUCAGGAACGGAAGACUUUCCAUCCCGGGGCCAGCUUGGGGUACCUGGUAUCACGUGGUCAACGCGACCAGAAGGGCCUUAUGAUAUGUGCCAUGAGAUCACAACGUUGAAGGGCUUUGAUAUAUCCAAAAUAGCUGCAGGAGACCACCACUCUCUAGUCCUCGACAAGGAAGGCCGCGUCUUUUCCUUUGGCGACAACUCCUGCGGCCAGCUUGGUUUCGAGUACAGAUCCGAAUCACCAUUCAUUGACGCCCCUUCCCUGGUGCCAUUGCAGAAGCUGUAUGCUGGUACUAACCAGAUACCGAAGGUAACGAAUUUAUCUGCUGGAGGUGUCAACAGUUUCUUUACAGUUGACGCUACACGUGUAGUUGGACCUGGCGAAAAUGCUUCAGAAGCACGCGGACUGGGAAAAGUGACAGCAGACACAUGGAGUUGUGGACAAGGUAUCAAGGGCACCUUAGGUAAUGGCAGAUGGACACAUUUACAAGGCACUCCAACCAAGGUUCAAUCGUUAAGUGGUCUCUUUGAAUACGAUGAGAUAAAGAAGCAAGUUAUUCCCAUCCGGAUGGCACAAAUCAGUGUUGGUUCCUCUCACGCGGCCGCUGUGAUGGAUAAUGUCACAUACCUCGACGCAUCAGAAAACAGCUCGGAGAACGACACCAACUGGGGAGCCGAUGUCCUCUGGUGGGGUGGGAAUGAGUACUAUCAGCUGGGAACUGGAAAACGGAACAAUGUCACCAACCCGAUCUAUAUUCGUCCCUUGGAUAUGGCCGCUGAAGUACAAGCAGGCCGGAAGGAAGAGCAUAGAUUCCAUAUAACGCCUCGUCAUACCGUCAAUGUGCAAGGUCGCAAGAUUCCGGGACAUCAGAUGCUGUUUCGGCGGCCUUUGCAGCCGCCUUUGACACUCUUUUGGCCUUCAUCCAUCUUUCUAUCACCUCUAUCUCAAUUCGACACCUCCCAAAAAGGAACCUCCCAAAAAAGAGACCUUCUUCCCACCCCCAAUAAACGAACCCCCUUUGGUGUCCACCGACGUUCAGUGGCCGUUCUUUCUAAAGAGGAUGCAGAAGAGGGAGAAGAGGAUGCAGAAGAGGGAGAAGAGGAUGCAGAAGAGGGAGAAGAGGAUGCAGAAGAGGGAGAAGAGGAUGCAGAAGAGGGAGAAGAGGAUGCAGAAGAGGGAGAAGAGGAUGCAGAAGAGGGAGAAGAGGAUGCAGAAGAGGGAGAAGAGGAUGCAGAAGAGGGAGAAGAGGAUGCAGAAGAGGGAGAAGAGGAUGCAGAAGAGGGAGAAGAGGAUGCAGAAGAGGGAGAAGAGGAUGCAGAAGAGGGAGAAGAGGAUGCAGAAGAGGGAGAAGAGGAUGCAGAAGAGGGAGAAGAGGAUGCAGAAGAGGGAGAAGAGGAUGCAGAAGAGGGAGAAGAGGAUGCAGAAGAGGGAGAAGAGGAUGCAGAAGAGGGAGAAGAGGAUGCAGAAGAGGGAGAAGAGGAUGCAGAAGAGGGAGAAGAGGAUGCAGAAGAGGGAGAAGAGGAUGCAGAAGAGGGAGAAGAGGAUGUAGAAGAGAGAGAAGAGGCUACCGAGGCUACCGAGGCUCCUGAGGCUCCCGCCGCUCGGCUCUUCCCUACCCUCUCUGACUACGAGUACUACGAUUCCAUCGUGACCACUCAAGAGGUGAUGCAAACCUUCAUCGCAAACUCCUCCCUUCAGCUUUUAGUCCUUGCCGCUAUCCCCCUCAUCUUUGCCUUUCGCCGCCUGCUUCUCCGCGAUCCCUUUCCACCCAAAACCCCACAACCAAUUAGCAACGACUAUCCGAUCGUGGGUGCGUUCGACUUCUUCUCCCGCCGAUGGGACUUCUUCCAGCAGGCUAUGGCCAAUUCGCCCACGGGCAACUUCAGUUUCCAUCUGGGCAAGAUUCCUGUCAUUGGCCUCAGCGGUCUCGACGCUCGUCGGGUAUUCCUGGAGAGCAAACAGCUUGAUUUGAACCAAGGGAGAAAGCCCUCGCGUCGGAGUUCGCGACGGCGGCUUCUUCCAAUGGUUCAACACCCGGAUAACUACCAUGAUCUGCCUCAACUGCUAGCCGACACCCGAUCAAGACUGGAAGAAAUCGCUGUCUUGCCCAGCGGCAUCUUCGACCCCUUUGACAAUGUGUAUAGAAUCGUGUUUCAGUUGACCAUGCGAACAGUCGGUUGUAAUGAGAUUGCCAACGACCCCCACUUGUUGCGGGAAAUGCUUGGGUUAUAUGAGACCAUCCAGGGAAGUGCGACCAUGGCUACCAUACUAUUUCCCUGGCUUCCUACUCCUGCAAGACUCAAGCGGACCAUUGCUGGUAUUCGACUGUACAUGAUCGUACAGCCCAUAGUCGCCCAGCGCAAGAAGACAGGAAAGAGAGAAGAGGAUGCGUUGCAGUACAUGAUUGACCAGGGAGAUGAUGUCACUAGGAUCAUUUCUUUCAUUAUCGGCGCCCUUUUCGCAGGCCAACUCAACACCGGUAUCAAUGCCGCCUUUAUAGUCGCCUGCCUUGCCACCAACCCUGAAUGGUCGGCCAGAGUUCGUGAGGAGGUUGCGACCAUUGCCGAGAGAUACAAUCGCGGCUCGACUGCCCCCCUCAUCGACCAGCUCGCCAGUAUUCCUGUGCAGGCGUGA